CCUCUCUAAUCUCUACUCUGCCUUUCGAUUGCUCCUCUCUACCCAUCUUCUCCAUCUGCCGAUUGCUCCUCUCUACCCAUCUUCUCCAUCUGCCGAUUGCUCCAUCCUUUUCCCCUUUUUCUGAUUCCUCCUGUGAAUAGGAAAAGAGGCAGCAGACCGCAUCCAAAAUUCUCGCCUUGGCUAUGACUCGUGCGACCUCGCCAGACAUUUCUUCGCUUCUCCACGGGUUACGUCCCAUUAUCUCUAGCUCACCGAUAUCAUCCUGUUCAGGUGUUUUACGCUACGCCUUCGGCACCACGGCACCGUGCGUCUUCUCCAUUGACCAGAUUUUUCGCUUGGCGAUUAAAGUGGGGAUCGCUAUACCAAAGGAUGUUCCUUUUCUUCGCCUAUGGUUUCUCGGAUACUCAAAAAAAGUUAUCCCACGGGUAGAACGAUCGGAAAAAACUGUGUUCAGGUUGUGCGAUGCAGUGACUGAUUUUAUUUUUUAUUUUUUAGAUAAAGUUGCAGCGACUAAUUUGUUGAAUCACAAAUGUUCUGAACUGGGGAAUUGCUACCAGCGCCAAAUAAAGGAUACAGUGUUAUCAAAGUUUCAGGAUUCCGUGAAGUUGGUAAUUCCAGAGUUAUCAAAGUUUCUUAAUAGUUUUCUAGACGAGGUGUGUGGUUGCAUGGUAUGCGUCUCUCAAGAUGCUCACAUUUACCAGCGCCACCAAAAAUGCAUGUCAAAGUUUGUGAAGAAAUUGAACGGUAAAAUUUCCGAGUCUUUUGAGGUUGAGGAUCAACUAAGUUCUAGGGUGAAUGAGAACGGAAUAAAACUGGAGGAUCACGAACGCCAUCAGUACUAUACGAUGCAGUUCUUGAUUACCAAUUUGCUGCUUGUGUUUAAGUCUUUGAUGCAGCGCAUGGUUUGGUACUUGAUCCACACCAUGGUGAAGACUAAGACAGAGUUCUUGAGCCAGUCCGAAUUUGAAUCCUUUUCGCAGAACGUUAUGCAUUUGUUGGCAUGGUGCUAUUUGCUUUGUUUCUUGAAGUUCCGUAACUUAAAGUGGAACCCGGGCGAGUUGCAGGACAGGGUGCAGUCUUUGGUGGUGAAGGGUGGCGAGAUUUUGAUGGGUAAGCGUUUCGAUGAACCCCUUGAGGUUCGCACUCUCGAAGAGAAUGCUUCCUCUGUUGUUUGCAUCUCCAAUUCCGAGUAAGAUAUGCAUCUCUGUUGUGCUUGGAGCUAAUGGUAGCUAAGACGCUGUUGUUUUUGUAUUUCUGAAUUCUGAUCCUUUUCUACAUGGUAUGCAACAUUCUUACAGGGGCCGUGGAUCAGGUUUAG
This is a messenger RNA of Rubroshorea leprosula, 1318 nucleotides long. The record is from the annotation of a GenBank genome assembly. Lineage: Eukaryota; Viridiplantae; Streptophyta; Magnoliopsida; Malvales; Dipterocarpaceae.